This is a messenger RNA of Penicillium pulvis, 576 nucleotides long. RefSeq lists its product as uncharacterized. Gene Ontology annotation, molecular function: flavin adenine dinucleotide binding. Lineage: Eukaryota; Fungi; Ascomycota; Eurotiomycetes; Eurotiales; Aspergillaceae. Gene Ontology annotation, biological process: butyrate catabolic process; fatty acid beta-oxidation using acyl-CoA dehydrogenase. The record is from RefSeq and is a predicted model, not a curated record. The transcript has a single exon. Bases 1 to 576 code for a protein of 191 amino acids.
AUGAACUUCGAUUUACCAGAGGAAUUGAAAUCCCAUCUUCAAUCUAUAGAAUCUUCCAUCAAUUACACAAUCCUUCCCCUCCAGCACUCCGAAGAUAACAACCGUCUCUUCGAUCACAGACGAGAGCAUCACCAAACAGAUUGGGACAAUGAUGGCAAUGCGCGUCCGGAGUGGGAAGCGCUCCUAGGCCAGGCUCGCAAAUUGAGCGACGAGGCGGGCCUAUAUCGCUUCGCACUCCCCAAACAAUAUGGGGGCGAGGAGCACCCCCAUAUGAACGCUUGGAUAUCAGCAAUUAUUCACAACUUAGCCUUGCAUCUGACUUAUGGAGGCGGACUUGGAUUGGCAAACGAUUUGCAAAAUGAGCAUAGCAUCGUGGGAAACUUCCCUGAUAUUUUUAUGAUCCACCAUUUUGGCAGCGAAGAGCAGCGCCGCACGUUGAUUCCUGUUCGCCUCCAUGGCGAGUUUCGGACAACUUUCGGUCUCACAGAGCCAGACCACGGGAGUGAUGCUACUUUUAUGUCUACUAUAGCUCAUCGCGAUCGUGGUGGCUUCGAGAUUACUGGGAUGAAAAAGUAG